Molecule: messenger RNA, 2382 nt
Organism: Rhagoletis pomonella (apple maggot)
Lineage: Eukaryota; Metazoa; Arthropoda; Insecta; Diptera; Tephritidae
Product: sal-like protein 2
Exons: 3
Biological process (GO): regulation of DNA-templated transcription
Molecular function (GO): RNA polymerase II cis-regulatory region sequence-specific DNA binding; DNA-binding transcription factor activity, RNA polymerase II-specific
Source: RefSeq, a predicted model, not a curated record
CUUACACACUGUUAUAUUUAUUUUUUUCUUUUUGAAUAUCAAGUUGUUAGCGCUGUGCAGCAAAUGAAAAUAUCUACACAAAAUGUAAGUCCGAAUGCAUCAGUGGGUGGCACCCAAACGUUUCAACGCAAGACAACCAGAAUAUACAAGUGUAUUUCAUGCGAUUAUAAGACAUCUGAUAUGCGAUUAUUUAAUACACAUUAUGAAACAUGCAAAUCACAAAAUUUCCAGUGCAAGAAUUGUAAGAAAAUCUUCCCGAACUUUGGUAGCAUGAAACAGCAUAUGGUGCGUGAACACAAUACCACUAUGGAUAAUACCUGUGCAGUUUGUCAUAUAAAUUUUGUAAAUGAGCCAGCUUUGCGAAAGCAUAUGGAAGCGAAUCACAGCACAAAUGUUGUAGUAACAAGUACGACGACACUUCCAUUAACACAGCAGUCCGCAGCAGAGGCGGCGAGUACAACAGGCGCCACCACACCACUUUAUACAUGUAACCAUUGUCAAUUCAAAUCCACAGACAAAGCGCUCUUUGAUGAGCACUUCAGAAAGCAUUUGUCUGGUGUAAAGCCCAAACCGUUUAAAUGUCGGCUAUGCGCUCAACGCUUUGAGACGCGUGAAGCUGCUACUGUCCAUGCUAAACAGCAUCAGCCGAACUACUUCAAAUGCGGCACCUGCGCCAUGUCCUUCCCAAAACGCGAAUUGCUAGUUAAGCAUUUCGAAGUGCAUCAGCAGUCCCAGCAACAGCAGCAGCAGCAGCCGACCACAACCGCUACAGUUGUACAACAUCAACAAAUCGUUACACAAUCUGCGCCAAUAGUCAAACAGAUAACAACCAAACAACAGCAAGCGACGUCGCAAAAUAUUUUGACUACACAGAAGUUAUUGCAAGAAACCAUCGACGAGGCAUUAAGUGACAAUACAGUAAAUACCGUUGUAAGCAGUGCUGCUAACACAGAUGUGUUGCCUACCGCAGCCAACAACAUACGUUUCUUUUCGUGCCACAUCUGUUCUCUUACAUUCAUACAAGAAAAUUAUUAUAAUCAACAUAUGGAAGCGCAUCGUCAGGACAAGGAAGGCGGCGUUGGUAGUGGUGGAAGUAGUGGUACUACAAUUACCACUUCAUCGUCAUCGGGUUCGGGUGGUAGUAUGCUACAUCCGAGUGCUGCUGCAUUACUUAGUGACGACAACAAAGGUGAUGGCGGCGACAGUGGUGAUCUGUCAUCGCACCAAGGUGGCGGUAGCGGCGUGGAAGCUGACAUUGAAAGCAUUUUUGAGAAAAUGCAUUCCGAUAAAAAUGAUAGCGCUGGCGAUACGUUAACAACAUCAGCUGCCAAUACCGCAACAACUACAAAUACCACAUCUGCGACUGGACAAAGCAGUAGAGACAGUUUGGUUAUCACAUCACAACAAGGCACGGGUGGUAUUACAUUUAAUAUUACUAUUCCACAGCCAGAAACUGGAACUACACAAGAGGCAAGAGAUAGCUCUAAAUCUAUACCGACAAGCACUGCGCCCGUAUCCGUGAGCAUAGAUAUGCCAGUAUUGGACCAACCUGACGAAGGCUUAACCCCAACGGCAGUUGGAAAAUCUGAAGGAAACAGUGGAAAAGAAAAGCAAGUCAGUGGUGGUAGUAUAGGUGCUGAUAGGAAAGUGUCUGCCCCUGUUAGCAUGCCAAGUUUAGAUGAUGAUAACGAUACGCAGGAGCAUAUGCAAUCACAAUCAGCGCAGGAAGAUAAACCCUCGUCGGAAGCAAAAAAAGGCAGUGACUCAAACGAAGAAAAUGCGAGAACUGCUGGAGCAAAACAAGAAAAGGCUGAACAAUCUUCUAAAGCGGAGGGAGCUGAAUCAGCCUCAGGAAAGGGGGCAAGUGCUGCUGCCGCGAGCGCUUCAGAUGCUAAUGGCGAUGUCCAAUCGGACAAUACCGCUGCUGGCGGUGAAGGAGAAGGCGACCAUCAUCAACAAGUUUCAAUGGAAUUAGACGAGGCCAUGCAAGCGCAAGUGGAGGGCGGUCAAAUCAAGUUCAUACUUAAUGAAAAUGGUCAGCUAUUGCAACUGGAUAAUCACAUCAUUACCGAUGCUGAUGGCAACCAAAUACUGGUACAAGAUCCCGAGCAAAUCCAACAGCUUCUGCAAAGCGCCGGCCUAUUGCAAUCUGGCGACGGGCUUGAUGGUGAAACCUUACAAAUGAUGACGGAUGCUAAUGGUCAGAUGGUUUUGGUGCAGGGUGAGAACAAUGAGACGCAACUGAUCGAUGCUUCACUUCUGAACGCCGACGGACAAUUGGUAAUACAACAAGGACACGAUGGUGAACUAGGCGAAGGAGCACAUGUUAUUGGUGAAGACGGCACGCGGAUACCUGUUUCGGUCAAAAAGGAAGAAAAUUGA